AUGAGUCAAAAUCCAAAUACGAGCCAUGGAUCAACAUCAAGUGAAGAAUAUGGUAGUGAAGAAAAUGAAAGUCAAUCAUCUUCUUCAUCAGAAGAAGAGUCAGAUGAAGAUGACGAUGAUGAUGAUAAUUCUCCUGCCAAAUCAGGUGUGAUAGAGAAAAUCACAUUAAAGAACUUUAUGUGUCAUGAUUCUUUACAAGUUGAUCUUGGACCCCAAAUAAAUUUUAUUAUUGGUAGAAAUGGAUCAGGUAAGAGUGCUAUCUUGACAGGUAUAUCAGUUGGAUUAGGAGCUAAAGCUACUGAUACUAAUAGAGGUAAUUCAAUUAGAGAUUUAAUCAAAGAUGGAAGAUCAACUGCCCGUGUUUCAAUUACUUUCCUUAAUGAAGGUAUUGGAGCUUAUAGACCUGAUUUAUAUGGUAAGAGAAUUAUAGUAGAAAGAAGACUUCAAAGAGCAGGAUCUAAUUCUUAUUCAAUUAAAUCAGCCUUGGGAAAAACUAUAUCUACUAAAAAGUCCACUCUUGAUGAAAUAUUAUAUAAGUUCAGUAUAACAAUUGAUAAUCCAUUAGCAUUCUUAUCUCAAGAUAAAGCAAGAGAAUUCUUAACUUCAACCACUGAUAAAACCAAAUAUGAUUAUUUCAUGGCAGGUGCUUUCAUUAAUGAUAUUUUAUCCAAUUAUGAUGGAACUGUUCAAAAUAUAGUUCAAGUUGAUAGUAAAGUUCAACAAGCUAAGGAUUAUUAUCAACAAUGUUCUAAAGAGUAUAAGGAUAUUGCCAUAAUUUAUAAUAGACAUAGACAAUCAGAUUCGUUAAGACAUAGAUUAACUAGAUUACAUGGAAAAAUACACUGGUUUAAUGUUCAUCAAGUUGAAUCAAAAGUUCAAAAUUAUCAAACCAGAAUGACUAAGUCAUCGGAAGAAAUUGAAGAACUUAAACUUGAAAUUCAACGAUGUGCAGAUGAUAUGAAACUGUUGAUUACUAAGAAAGUCGAAUUUGUUGAUGAAAAUAAUCGAUUAGUUGAACGUUACUCUACCAGAAGAAAUGAAUAUGAAGAAGCUAAAAGUGUUAAGACCAAUUUCUAUGAAAAAUUAGUUCAAGCGGAUAAUGAAAUCAAAAAGCAUCGUAAAGAGAUUGAAUCGAUUCAAAAGAAAAUCAAAGAAAAUGAAAGCGCCAUAAAGAUGGAAAAGAGACGACUUGAUGAAAUCAAUGGUGGUUCAAAGGAAACUUUACGUAUAAAAUUACAAGAAUUACAAGAAGAAAGAGCUCAAUUAAUAGAAGAAAAAGAAGAAAUCAGAAUGGCGGUAAGAGAUUUACGAGAAUCAGAAGAUCCUGAAUUAAGAGAAAUUAUAAGUUCUAUCAAGUCUAGUACUGAAAAUAUUAAUGGAUUAAAAGAUAGAAUGAGAGAAAUGAAAUCUUCAAAUCAUGAUAAAUAUGCUGCUUUUGGUAGAAAUAUGAAACAAGUCGUCAAUGCUAUAAAUCAAAAUAAGAACUGGCAUACUAAACCUAUCGGCCCAAUAGGGAGUCAUAUUGAACUUAGAUCAGAAUAUAAUGAAUGGAGAGCCUUAAUGAAUACAGUUUUGAAUAAGACUCUUGAUUCAUUUAUCGUUACCAAUGAUCAUGAUAGACAAGAAUUACUUCGAAUUUUAAAAAAUCAUCGACUUUCAAAUCCUAUUAUUGUCAGAAGAUUUGAACAAUUUGAUUAUAUAUCAGGUAAAGCUAGACAUACUACAUUUUUGGAUAUGGUUAAAAUCAAUAAUGAUAAUGUAUUAUAUACCGUGAUUGAUAAUAGUUUUCUUGAAAAAUCAAUCAUAACGAAGGAAAGAAAUCAAACUACAUCUUUGGUUCAUGAACAAAAUGUCAUGAAUGUGUAUACUUUAUUCUCCAAAUCUUCUGGUAAUAGAACUAGUUUGAGUGGGAAUACAACCAGACAAGAUCCUGUUUAUUAUAAACAAUAUUUAUCCAAACUUGCUUCUGGAUCAUUAAAUUCUGAAAAUGAAAUAAGAGAAAUAGAAGAUGAAAUAGAAGAAGAAAUCCAAUCUAUCAAUGAAAAUAAAAGAAAGAGAAGAGCCAUUGAAGUGAAACGAGAAAAUAAAGCUCAAGAUUUAAGAGCUGAUUUUAAAUCAAAGGAAAAAUUAAUUGAUAGAUUACAACAAGAAAUUGGAAAUCUUGAGAAUAAACUUAAUGAAGAUGGUGAUGUUAGUAGACUUGAAUCCUUAAUAGUUCAAAUUGAUGAUUAUAAAAUUCAAAUUUCCAGAAAUGAAGGUGUUAUUUCAUCCUUUAAUGAAGAAAUUGGAUCUCAAAAGGCUGAAUAUGAUAGUAUUGUCGAAGAUUUAAAACAAAUUAAGAAUGAUGUUAUUGUUCUUAAAGAUCAGAAGGAAGCUGGAGAAGAAAAAUUAAGAGAUUUUGAAACUGAAGCUACCGUUAUUCAAAAUACUAUUCAACAAUGUGAUAUUGAAAAGAAUACUCGUGAGAUUGAAGUUAAACGAUGUGAAUCUAAAAUUGAAGAAGGUAGUAUUAAAUUACGAGAAUUGAUACAGAUUGCUGAAGAAAAAUGUGAUCGUGAAGAUGUUGUAAUUACCGCCGAAGAUACUCAAGAAUCAAUUGCCUAUGAAUAUUCCGAUGUUCAAAAUCAAAUCAAGGAAGCUGAAAAGGAAAUUGGUAAAUCUUUAGAAGAAGUUCAACAAGAUCUUUUAAUAGCUAAAGAAAAGAGAAAUAAAGCGAAUAAGAUGUUAGAAGAAUUAGAUCAAACCUGUCGUAAAUUGGAUAAAGAUUUAAACAUUAGAUUCAAUUUCUUACAUACUACUAUUCUUUCCAGUGUACAACAAGCUAGUAGAACUUUUGAAAAUGCUUUAGGAUUAAGAGGUUUCAAAGGUACUUUAGAUUUUGCCUUUGAUAAGAAGACCUUAACUUUAUUAGCUCAAACUAAGAAUGAUAAAGAAAAGAGAACGGUUGAUUCAUUAUCAGGAGGAGAAAAAUCAUUUGCUCAAAUUGCGUUAUUACUAUCGAUUUGGAAAAUUAUGGAUUCUAAGAUUAGAGGAUUAGAUGAAUUUGAUGUUUAUAUGGAUUCGGUUAAUAGAUCCAUUAGUAUUAAAUUAUUAUUACGAGAAUUAAGAAAGUAUCCUAAAUCUCAAAAUAUCUUCAUUACACCUCAAGAUAUUGCAGUGGUGGGAGAUAUCGAUAGUAAGGAUGUUAAAAUUAUAAAGAUGCUGGCUCCAAGAAGUGAUUAA
Messenger RNA from Scheffersomyces coipomensis, 3222 nucleotides. RefSeq names its product DNA repair protein (gene SMC6). Gene Ontology annotation, biological process: double-strand break repair via homologous recombination. The record is from RefSeq and is a predicted model, not a curated record. The coding region runs from base 1 to 3222 and encodes 1073 amino acids. Lineage: Eukaryota; Fungi; Ascomycota; Pichiomycetes; Serinales; Debaryomycetaceae. Gene Ontology annotation, cellular component: nucleus; Smc5-Smc6 complex; site of double-strand break. Gene Ontology annotation, molecular function: single-stranded DNA binding; ATP hydrolysis activity; damaged DNA binding. The transcript has a single exon.